Cordyceps militaris CM01 is the source of this 1512-nucleotide messenger RNA. RefSeq lists its product as uncharacterized. Lineage: Eukaryota; Fungi; Ascomycota; Sordariomycetes; Hypocreales; Cordycipitaceae. Gene Ontology annotation, biological process: carbohydrate metabolic process. The transcript is spliced from 3 exons. Bases 1 to 1512 code for a protein of 503 amino acids. The record is from RefSeq and is a predicted model, not a curated record.
AUGAAGUAUAGCCUGGUACUGGCCGCCCUGGCCUCUCUCGGCACCGCCGCCGACUGCCCGGCCUACGAGCAGUACGCCCGCCAGCGCCACGAGCCGUUUUCGUGCGGCAAGUACAAGUUUCCCUACCAGCGGCCCGCCGAGGCGUGCCGCUCGUACGCCGUGCCCGAGGUCGAGCGCGUCCUCGCCGACAUGAAGGCCAAGGUGCGCGACCCGGACCUGUACCGGCUCUUCGUCAACACCUGGCCCAACACGGUGGACACGACGGUGCUGUGGCACGGGGUGUCGGCCGAGAACCCCGACGAAGAGCUUGCUUUUGUCAUCACGGGCGACAUCAACGCCAUGUGGCUACGCGACAGCGCCAACCAGCUGCAAUCCUACAAGCCCAUCCUCAACGCCACCACCGGCGGCAGCAGCGGCAACAACACCACCCACUCCAUCGCCGCGCUCUUCCGCGGCGCCAUCAACCUCCAAGGCCGGUACCUGCGCAAGAACCCCUACUGCAACGCCUUCCAGCCGCCGGCCGAGUCGCUCAUCCCGCCCGUCCACCACCGCAAGCGCAGCAGCACGCUCCUCCUCCGGCGGGGCGACACCGUCUCGCCGCCGUACGACCCCAACGCCGUGUGGGAGUGCAAGUACGAGCUCGACUCGCUCGCCGCCUUUCUGCAGCUCUCGCACGACUACCACGACGCCACGGGGGACGCCGCCUUCUUCGGGCGCUUCUCGUGGCGGCAGACGGUGGCGGUGCUGCUCGACACGGCGCGCGCGCUCAUGGCCGGCACGUACGCCGCCGACGGCCGCGUCCAGCCGUCGCCGUACACGUGGCGCCGCGACGCCGACACCGCCACCGAGGUCGUCGCCAACCGCGGCGCCGGCAGCCCCGUCGCCGACCGCAUCGGCAUGGUCCGCAGCUUCUUCCGCCCGUCCGACGACGCCACCACGCUCCAGUACUUUGUGCCCGCCAACAUGAUGUUCGCCCAGGGGCUGCGCAGCUGCGCCGUCAUCAUGCGCGCCCUCGACCCCGCGCUGGCGAGGGACAUGGAGGACAUGGCCGCCGGCAUCCGCCGCGCCAUUGACGAGUACGCUGUCGUCGCGCACCCCAAGUACGGCGAGGUGUACGCCUACGAGGUCGACGGCUUCGGGUCCGUCAAUUUCAUGGACGACGCCAACAUCCCCUCUUUGCUCAGCAUUCCUCAUCUCGGGUACGAGGACAACAGCAACAGCAUCUAUAAGCGCACCCGCGACUUUGUCCUCAGCCGCUCCAACCCGUACUUUAGCACCGGGCCCGUCAUCAACUCGACGGGCGGUCCGCACCUCGGACCCGGCAUGGCCUGGCCGAUGGGCGUCAUCAUGCGCAUCAUGACGAGCGAUGAUGACGACGAGAUUGUCAGCGGCCUGCGGACGCUCAUGGGCGCCACCAGCGGCCUGGGUUUGAUUCACGAGUCCGUCAAUACCUUUGACGACACAAACUGGAGUCGCUCGUGGCACGUUCUCUCCUCCUCCCCUAAGAUAUGA